Paraphaeosphaeria sporulosa is the source of this 369-nucleotide messenger RNA. Its product is annotated as Prefoldin beta-like protein. The coding region runs from base 1 to 369 and encodes 122 amino acids. Gene Ontology annotation, molecular function: protein-folding chaperone binding. The record is from RefSeq and is a predicted model, not a curated record. The transcript has 5 exons. Lineage: Eukaryota; Fungi; Ascomycota; Dothideomycetes; Pleosporales; Didymosphaeriaceae. Gene Ontology annotation, biological process: protein folding; chaperone-mediated protein complex assembly. Gene Ontology annotation, cellular component: cytoplasm; prefoldin complex.
AUGAGCGACGUGCAGAAGAAGCUGCAGGCCCUGUCCGACGCCUACCAGGCCCUGCAGGGCGAGCUUUCCGGCGCGGUGGAGGCGCGCCAGAAGCUUGAGUCGCAGCAGCAGGAAAACACCACCGUCAAGAAGGAAUUCGACCUCCUUGCCGACGAUGCGAACAUCUACAAGCAGAUCGGCCCCGUGCUGCUGAAGCAGGACAAGACCGAGGCCGUCAUGUCCGUCAGCGCGCGCCUCGACUUUAUCAACAAGGAGAUCGCGCGGAUAGAGAAGCAGAUCAAAGAUGUCCAGGACAAGAGCGAGAAGGUCAAGAUGGAUAUCAUCCAGAUACAGUCCGCGGCACAGCAGGCGCAGGAGGCGGCCGCGUAG